Molecule: messenger RNA, 3813 nt
Organism: Fibroporia radiculosa
Lineage: Eukaryota; Fungi; Basidiomycota; Agaricomycetes; Polyporales; Fibroporiaceae
Exons: 15
Coding region: 1-3813 (1270 amino acids)
Molecular function (GO): guanyl-nucleotide exchange factor activity
Source: RefSeq, a predicted model, not a curated record
AUGGCACUGAGCCACUCUCCCCGCAAGGUCGUCCCCUUAGCUACUGGAGACGAUAUGAUUCCGCGGAUACGGGCGAAGUCGACUGUUCAAUCAAAUACGAAACGUGUUUUCUUUUGCGGAGUGGUAGUGGAAGGCUCAGACGGUGGGAGGGAGAUUGCUGAAGAUGUACAAGACCUCAUUGCGUCCCUCGGCGAGCCGUUUGAUCUUGAACUAGAAUCGGAGUCCGUGACAUCCUCAUCCACACCGGGAGCUAGCUUACACUUACCGACAGGUGCCCGUCGACGGACAACGACGAACUCGUCCGCAUUUGGCGAUAUCCUCAACGAGCUUGUAGCUACCGAACGAUCUUAUGUCAACCGUCUAAAGACUCUCAAGAAUGAUUACGCUGAUCCAUUACGAAUGUUUGCCCGGAGCAAAGAUACCGCUAUACUUCCACCCUAUGAGGCGAAGACGCUAUUCGGUAACAUUGACAACCUACUUCCAGUGAACGAGGCAUUUUUAGGAGAUCUAGAAAAGAUGAGUUUGCCAGGCGGCCCCGGUGUUGGGGAUGUGGCCCUCAAACAUUUCAAGCAGCUGAGAGGCUUUGAACACUACAAACAGUACUACUCUAAGCGCGAAGAAGCCCAAGCCAUAUUCGAGCGAGAAAUGAAGAAAUCUUCUGGUUUCGCUGCCUUUGUCGAGCGCAUCAAAUACUCGUCCACUGACACUAAGAAUCGUGUCGGUCUUCGAGAACUAUUGAUGGAGCCCGUCCAACGUAUACCGCGCUAUACGCUGAUGUUUCGUACCAUGAUCAAGCAUAUGGCUCCAGGCGAUCCCCAGCACGCAGCGCUGGUCGAGGCCGAUGAGAUUGCUUCUCGCAUUGCUCUCGCGGAAACCGACGAACAGACUAAGCGUGCCGCUAUCAUGUAUUGCCUCAGUUCCAGUAUAGACGACUUCCCUCCAGCGCUCGUGUCUCACGGCAGACGUUUCGUCGAUUGUAUUGAUGUCGAGGAUGUGCUCCUUGACGGUCCUGCAUCGUACGCCUCCGCCAACACUUCGAGCCAAAUGGGAGGGAACUUAUCAUGUACAUUGUUCUUGUUUGAUGAUAAACUUAUGAUUGUGAAGCGGCCUGGGAAUGGGGAGAAAAGUGGAAGAGCGCUCGCGGGGCUGGAUGACCCUGACAAGAUGGCCAAAGCGAGUGGACGGUCGUUUGGAAAGAAGAAGAGCGGACUAUCUUGCAAAGGUGUGGUCGAUGUGACGGAUGUUGUUGCUACCGAUAUUGGCGGAUCAGACUUUCAUGUGUAUUUCGAGACUGCGCCUUCUGAUCAGGGUGAUCGUUGGUCAGAUCGUCCUUUCCGCGCAUUCUCGACUGUCCGUUCUGGAUCCGCGGUUACUGCAGCUCAAAAAACGGAGGUAGACAAGACCCAAUUUCUUGAAAACUUGUGGGACGUACAGGCACGCUUUAAGACGAAGAAGGGACAAUCAGUCGUCUUGCGUGCACCAGAGCGAGAAGUGGAGAAUAAGGGGGGGAAGACAACAGUAGCCAGAACAUACUUCAAUGUAUACACGCGUAUGGCCUUCCUACAGGAAACGAAGAAGUCCAAAAUUGUUCUUCAUAUCGACCCUCUGGGCUCGGCAGAUCCUAUACCUUUCGGGAUACGUGGUCCACCCUUGGUCAUCGUAAGGGUACAACCUCUUGCUGGAGAGUUAUGCAGGUAUAAGGUCACGUCGGCCAUUCCGAGUGACGAUGAUGACGAAGAUAUCGUACAAACCGCGCGCGUGCCAGAGCGCAUCGUGCAUACUACUCAUCAGUAUGGUUUAUUCAAGUUCCACACUGGGAUCAACUCGGUACCGUCGACUCCGACAGCAAGUUCACGUUCGCGAGUCAACAUUUUUGGAUUGGAUGCUAUCUCACGCAACCUCUUCAAUGCGCGACCGGGAUCGGCCAUGGGUGACUUGUUCGGAGGCUCCACGAACAGCCAUAGACGUUCAAGAACCUACGCAAGUCGUACAUCCACCAUGACUGGUACCACGAGUAGCGGCGAUGGCAGUUUCUCUCGGUUCUCGAGGACAAACUCCACCCUUACUGCGGCAACAUCUAUCAUGGAUGACGAGUCGAUGAAGAUGUCGACAAGCAGUCGAAGGUCUCGGUCUUUAUCCCGAGCAAAGAAGCUCAUGAAGAGGGGCAAGUCUCCUCGAGGUGAAGGUUCAGUGAGCGAGCCAGACACAUCACCACAGAGGCUUGAGUCCAGCUUCUCGCGAUCACCGUCUAGAGAGCCUGAAGAUGAGGAUGGUGAUCUGCAACAACACCAUAUGGUAGGUAUGGACCCCUCCGAGCGUGAUUUAGCUUUGCGCCUAGAACUGGCGCGCCGCAAUAGCCAGAAUCAGAACGAGCAGAAGUUCCCUCCGCUAUCCUUGGAUCCGCCCCUAGAAGACACCAUUUAUGAAGAGGACCCGAACCCGUCACGACCGUUUUCCAGGUCUUCUCGCCGCGAAUUGCCUAAUAUACCUGCAGAUUCGCAGAGCCAGCGAUCCACGACACCUAGACUCGAGCCAAACACACCCACUAGAGCAUUCACACCAGAUAUGGGGCCUCGCACGCCCUCACCUUUACCGCCCACAAAUUCAUAUCUUAAUCCGGUAUUAGAUGGCUCAUCUGUCGAUGUGGAUCUUACAUUGGAAACGACACUGGUGGAUAUGGCACAACCUCCCGUAACGCCCAUUCGUUCUCCCAUUCCCCGUAGUAAACGCCAGCCUUUUGAACCAGCAGAGAAUCUUGAUUCGACUCCCAAGGCGAAUGAAGCAUCGAGACCACCCAGUAUCGUAGAGCCGUUAUCUAUCAAGAAGAAGAUCUCAGUGCGGAGUAAUACCAGCACGAUCACCACUUCUCCGACGUUCUCGAAGAAGGCUUCUUACUCCCCGCGUAUUUCUCCGAAAGGCAAAGUGAUUUCACGCAACGGUUCCCCUCGUAGGGCUGCUGCUCAGACUCGUAGCUCACGCAUACCGGUUCCCCAGACCAACGUAAUUACUGACACAAGCAAAGACAUUCACUUGGUCAGACUCGUGGAGACCACAAAACAAGAUCUGGAGUCAUGUCGACGCACUAUCAAACGGAUACGACUGGAAGCUGACAGAAUCUCUUCUGCUGUCCCUGCAUCUACUGAUAUGACCGAGCGCCCUGCUUCACCGUUCAAGGGAAUGCGGAUGCCGCAAACCGCUGCUCAACCAUUGACUAGGGAAGCCCAGGCUCGUAUGGAGGAAUUGCGGCAACUGAUUGGUAGGCGAAACGGUGAGAGUACAAGAAUCACCCGACCGCAGAGCCUUUACAGCCCAUCCGGAAGUUCUUCUUCUUUGUCGUGGCAUUCGAAUACGCCUCCUAAAAUGAAUGAGAUCUCGCGCUCAAUUGAAGAUCUCGUUGAUCAGGCUGACAGCGAUCUGGAAAAGGCGAUCGCAAGCCAUGAAACCCUUCAAGCAGGUAUGCAGACGAUUGAUACUCAGCUGAAAGACACAUCGACAGAACUCGAACGCACUAAUAACGAGCUACAGAGCGCCAAGCGUCAGUGUACCCUGGUCAAAGACCUCCUCGCCGAUUGCACAUCCGAGCAAGAAAUCCUGUACAAGGCCUUUAAUGAGGAAUUGGAUGGGAUGUUCAAUGACGCCACUCUUCCCGAAGAUGAGGCUUGGGCUGCCAUGACGAAAGAUCUGCGGAAAAGUAAGGAGGCUCGCAAUGCAUUGUCUCUGGAGAAUUCGCGACUCAAGCGUCGCUUAGUAGAGCUUGAAAUGCAAAAUAAAGAGUGGGGUGCGCUGCUUCGAGCACAUGGACUUAUACCUUGA